Molecule: messenger RNA, 919 nt
Organism: Aedes albopictus (Asian tiger mosquito)
Lineage: Eukaryota; Metazoa; Arthropoda; Insecta; Diptera; Culicidae
Product: gamma-glutamylcyclotransferase
Exons: 3
Coding region: 222-785 (187 amino acids)
Molecular function (GO): gamma-glutamylcyclotransferase activity
Source: RefSeq, a predicted model, not a curated record
CUGGUGUGUUCACCAUGUUAACUAAUCAUUUGUUACCGUAGGUUUUUGUCGUACUACAAGGUGAGGUCAAAAUCAUCUAUCAAUGGUAAAAUGACCGCCACAUGAUAUUUUGCACCUAGGUAUAUAUUUGCACACCGGUUCCAUUUCGACUGUGACAAUGACCGCCUGGUACAUCGUCAUCAUCACUCGUUUAAUACCGACGACGAAUUGCUGCUGCGAAAAUGGUGCUGACUGAGGCAUCUUCUAGUACCUUCAACUAUUUUGCCUUCGGGAGUAAUCUUUUCCUGAAACGGAUUCGCAUGGAAAGCCCCAGUGCAGUGCGGAAAGGAAUAGGCUACCUGGAGGACUACAGGCUAGACUUUUUCCACUACGCUGCACGCUGGCGUGGCGCUCCUGCGACCGUAGUUGAGGACAAGGGGCACCGGGUGUGGGGAGCCAUCUGGCAAAUCAAUUUGGAAAAUCUACCGGACCUGGACAGACAGGAAGGGGUUCACAACCAGGUCUACAAGCCACUGACUUUGCCCAUUCGCACCCCAUCGGGAGAGGUGCUCCAGUGUCGCAUAUAUCAGCUGGUGAAGAAUCCCCCCAAGUUGGAAGGUACUGAAAGUGGUCGACCAUUUGAGCGGCAGCCGUCGAAAACGUACAUGAAUAUUAUUGUGCGAGGAGCGAUAGAAUCCGGGUUACCGGUGGAUUACGUAGAAAAGUUGAAAGAAGUCAAGCACAACGGACACUCUGGCGAUCCGCACUUCGAGAUAGAUUUGGCCGUGCAGGAUAAAUUGCCUUGAAAGAUGAAUGUGAUUUGUUUUAUUAUAUUGUAUUAAGUAGGUAAUUGGAUGCACAGCAACUGUAUAUGAGUGUAGUGGCUGCUACGCAUAGCGACAGUCAGAUCACAUAAUAAAUCUCAAUAUUAAAUGGUUUA